Messenger RNA from Didymosphaeria variabile, 480 nucleotides. RefSeq lists its product as uncharacterized. The coding region runs from base 1 to 480 and encodes 159 amino acids. The record is from RefSeq and is a predicted model, not a curated record. Gene Ontology annotation, molecular function: 8-oxo-7,8-dihydrodeoxyguanosine triphosphate pyrophosphatase activity. The transcript is spliced from 3 exons. Gene Ontology annotation, cellular component: cytosol. NCBI's taxonomy places the organism in Eukaryota, Fungi, Ascomycota, Dothideomycetes, Pleosporales, Didymosphaeriaceae. Gene Ontology annotation, biological process: dGTP catabolic process.
AUGGCAGAAGCCCAGAGACCGAAGAUCGGCGUUGGCGUUGUAAUUCACGAUGGCGCUGGUAAUAUCGUCAUGGGUGAGCGAGCGGGCUCGCAUGGCGCUGGCACUAUGCAAUGCCCCGGAGGCCACCUGGAGUACGGCGAAUCAUUCGCGGAGUGCGCGAAGCGCGAAGCGCUAGAAGAAACCGGCUUGGAAGUUGGCAAUGUCAAAUUUCUCAUCGCGACAAAUGAUGUGUUCGGGGAGGGCAAACACUAUGUGACCAUAUUUGUGACGUGUAAUAUCGUUGGUGAGGAGAAGGUGCCAAAGGCGCUCGAGCCUGAAAAGUGCGCGAGGUGGGAGUGGAUUCCGUGGUCACAGAUGUGGUUCUGGGCGAAAGAACAGGCGGAGGCCGAAGCUGGUGGAGGCAAGGCUGGAAAGGAGAUGUUCUUACCGCUCGUAAAUUUGUAUCGCGAGUAUCCAGAUAUGGAACGUUGUCUGUCGUAG